Messenger RNA from Colletotrichum fioriniae, 1614 nucleotides. RefSeq lists its product as uncharacterized. NCBI's taxonomy places the organism in Eukaryota, Fungi, Ascomycota, Sordariomycetes, Glomerellales, Glomerellaceae. Gene Ontology annotation, molecular function: hydrolase activity, hydrolyzing O-glycosyl compounds. Gene Ontology annotation, biological process: carbohydrate metabolic process. The record is from RefSeq and is a predicted model, not a curated record.
AUGCGACUCUUCAAUCUCAUCUGGCUGUCAAUCGUCACACUGGCGGCCCAAAGCCAGUCUCAGGAGGCCAACAAGACUUUUGACAACCCGAUCCUCCCGGGGUGGAACUCUGAUCCCAGCUGCACUUUUGUCAAGGACUGGGAUAACACAUUCUUCUGUACUGUCUCUUCGUUCCUGGCCUUCCCUGGUGUCCCCGUCUACGCCAGCAAGGACUUGGUCAAUUGGAGACUUGCGAGCAAUGCUUUGACCCGACCGGAGCAGGUACCGGAGCUCUACCGGAACUCGGGCCAGAAUGAGGGUAUUUGGGCGUCCACAAUCAGGUUCCGCGACGGAACCUUCUAUCUCAUCACGUCUUAUGUCUCUUGGUAUGAGGGGUGGGGCCCCAAAAUCUUACUCUUUACGACCACCGACCCAUACGAUGAUGCCUCGUGGACCGGCCCGCUUCGCGUCGAGAAUCCGGCAAAUGAUAUUGACCCAGAUAUCUUCUGGGACAGCAACAAGGUAUACAUGUCGGUGGCUGCUGGCAUCUACAUCAGCGAAAUCGAUCUUUCUACGGGCGCGGCAAAGGAGCCUAUCAAAGUCUGGAACGGCACAGGCGACCGUAACCCCGAGGGACCUCACUUGUAUCGCAAAGACGACUACUACUAUCUGUUGAUUGGAGAGGGUGGAACGGAAACAAAUCACUCUGUGACGAUUGCUCGCGCAAAAAAGAUGGCAGGACCGUACGAAGGAGCUCCGCACAACCCUAUUCUAACGGCCAAGAACACCAACUUGUAUUUCCAGACGGUGGGACAUGCUGACCUAUUCCAAGACGCCUCCGGGAACUGGUGGGGUGUCGCGUUGGCAACUAGGUCGGGUCCCGCGUGGGAGAUAUAUCCUAUGGGCCGUGAGACUGUUCUCUUUGCCGUCAAAUGGGAAGACGGGGACUGGCCGGUACUUGACGAAGUGCAUGGUGUGAUGAAGGGACCUUUGCCUCUCACAAAUAAAGAUAUCCCUGGCAAUGGCCAUUGGGUAGACGAGCCAGACGUUGUCGACUUUGCGCCUGGCUCGGAUAUCCCCAGGCAUUUUAUUUUUUGGCGACCACCGAAGACAGAUUUGUUCACGGUCUCACCAGAAGGCCAUCCCAAUACGCUGCAGAUAUCUCCUUCACCCGUCAAUCUUUCAGCAACACCAAACUUUAACCCAGAGCAAGAUGGUCUCGGAUUCAUCGCCCGCAAACAGAGUGCUACGCUGUUCAACUACAACGUUGAUAUUUUAUUCCAGCCACAAGUUGAAAAUGAGGAAGCUGGCAUUUCAGUCUUCUUGACCCAAUUCCAGCACAUAGACCUGGGCAUUGUGAGUUUGCCAGCUUGCUCCAACCAGUCGCUUGUUUCAAAGUUCCGAUUCAGGGUCGAGGCAUCAGGAAAGCCCAAUAUUACUGUUCCCGAGACAGUUUUCGUGCCUGUGCCCAAAGCCUGGAAGUCGGAGUCGAUAAGGCUCUCGGUAUCUGCGAUUAGCGACUCCGAGUAUGUGUUCGGCGCAGCUCCGGCUUCUCAUCCAGAAGAGUAUGUCGAGAUUGGAUCAGCGAGCGCGUUGGUAGUAUCUGGGGGCAGUGGCUCAUUCACUGAAGAUUGA